AUGUGUGGCGCCACUUGGACCCCGUUGCUCCUGGCCCUGUUCGUGUCCCCUGCUUCCAGCCUGAUUGGGCCCAUGUCAAAGCCAAAUGGAGAUGCAGAUUUGAACAGCAUCACAAGUCACGUGACUUUGAUGGAACAGACGGUGAAGAGUCUCGAGGCCCGGUUCCAGACAGUAACAACCGAUCUGACAACUGUAAAAGCCGAUUUGAAAACAACGAGGACAGAAUUAUCCUCCCUUCAACUCCAGCACACUGGGACACUGCGGGAUCUCACCGUUACGCAGACACAGCUGAAAGAUGCAUUGACAGAACUACACACUGUGAAGGAUGAUCUCAAGAAAUCACAGUCAGAAUUAGCUCUAGUGAAAUUUCAGCUACAAUCUUCAAAUCUAUCAGAUUUGCCCAAUCUGAAGACUGAGCUUAAAACUGUUCAAACUGAACUUUCUGCUGCAAGAUCUCAGCUUAACGGAACCUCGUCUGAGCAGAGUGCUAUUAAGCAUGAACUUGUACAACUAACUUCCUCUAUGAAGACACUGAACGCCCAGAUAAAUGAGACCAUUUUGGAUGCAAUCAGUUCUGACCUGAAGUCGAAUUUGGCGGAAAUAGAUUCACUAAAAGCGGAAAUUUCCCUCACCAGGGCUGAUACGAACAGAACUGCGUGUGAAGUGGAGAUGAUUCAGGAUUAUAUGAAUUCCUCAUCUGCAGCUGUUGGGGACUUAAAAAAAGAACUAACUUCCUUGACACAAACAAUGGAAAACGCUACCCUGGAGGCGAACACAACGCAGAUUGAAGUCAGUCAUUUGAAGAAAGACCUUUAUGACUUGAAACAAAAUGUCGAGGACCAAAGUAAAAUGCUGAAUAAUAUUUCCUCUUCCAUAGAAGGACUUGAAACAGCCGUUGCAUUCCAAACUAGUCCCAGUGCCUACUACUUUGACGUGAAAGACACUGAGAAACUGAUAUUCGACUCGGCCCUCUACAACAUCGGAAAUAGUUACGAUGGCAAGACGGGGAUGUUCACAGCACCGGUAUCUGGGACGUUCAUAUUUUGGGCGGGUGUCAGCUCCUUUGGGAGAAACUCCCGUGUCACAAUCAGACUAAUCCUGAAUCAAGACCGCCAUGGUUGUUUGGCACAGGGAACGGGCAUCGCCAAUAACAAUUCCACGGAAAGUACCGCUUCUGUCAUGACAGCCGCCGAGCUAAGGAGAGGUGAUGUCGUUUGGCUGGAGAAGUACAGUGGCACUGACCGACUCUUCGGCACCCAAGAAUCAUACUUUGGUGGGGUACUCUUGCACCAACAUUAA
Messenger RNA from Haliotis rubra (blacklip abalone), 1299 nucleotides. RefSeq lists its product as uncharacterized. The transcript has 2 exons. The record is from RefSeq and is a predicted model, not a curated record. Gene Ontology annotation, molecular function: protein binding. NCBI's taxonomy places the organism in Eukaryota, Metazoa, Mollusca, Gastropoda, Lepetellida, Haliotidae. Bases 1 to 1299 code for a protein of 432 amino acids.